UUUCCACAAUACUCUUGCCAAUUGAAUAAUAUCCUCUGGCAAAAUUAUUCGCAGCAUCUUCGCUUCCAUUGAUCAUAGACGUUGGAUGAUAGAGGCUUUUAAAAAUACCACAACGAAUGGUAUCUUGCAUCAAAAAGAAAGUAUUCCCUUUAGUAUGUGAUAAUGAAACUUUGGUACACUUUUUUUAUUUUGAUCGUUGGAGCUGUUGCCCUUCCAAACAAACGAGAUGUGGAUGAAGAAACCACGAGAGUGAUAAAGUCUCUACCUUUUAUGGCUAUAGUGAGCGUAUAUCGACAAUAUUUGGAGAUUCACAAAUGGGCAAUUAUUUUAACAGAAAAAUGGAUUCUUAGUUCAAUAAAUAUUUCACCAUUUAAGAAUAUUGACAUCACUGUUCGAGUUUAUACAGAUUUAUUUACCACAAGAGGAUAUGAAUACGGAGUAGAGUCAACUAGAGUUUUACAACGAAAAAACGCUAAUUUAUAUCCACCCUUUAGUUUAAUUGAGCUACAGAGUUCUAUUAACUUUGGGGACUUGCGAAAACCAAUACCGUUAGCUGGACCAAAUUAUGAAUGGCAAGAGAAUGAAGUAGCCUAUUACUUGAAUUCUGAUUUUAAAUUUGUAGGAGAACUAUCAGAAAUUGAAUACUUUGAAAAAUUAUCAAUAAAAGUAAUAUGGGAUGAAACAAGUUACGAAUCCGAUUUAAAUGACUGUUUGGAAUCAGAAGAAUUAAAAGAUGAUAAUGAAUUCGAAUGUGAACCUGUGAUACUCAAUGGAACUCUAAUUGGUUUUCUUAUAGAUUCUGAAUGUGAAAAUCAACCAUUUUUGAAGAUAAGUUCUAUUUACAAUUGGAUUUUAAAAAAUAUUCCAGAAUUACAAAAUACAAAGUAUCAAUUUUCAGUAAACGAAAAUACAAUUAUAUUACCUGAAAUUUUACAAUGGAAAUCGUCACUUUUGCAACGUUUGUUUGAAAUUCAGAAGGCAAAAAUGAUUAAUUUAAUGAAUUUCAAUAAUAACACAUUUAACAUUAAAUUAGAUAAUGAAUAUUAAGAAAUUAUUUUAAUUUUAGUUAAUAUUUUUAAUGGUUUAAAAAUUUUUUCAAGCUUCAAAAAAAUGUGUAGUUAAUUAAAAAUAUUAUUUUCCUAUUUAAUAUAUACAAUAAAAGCUGUUUUAAUGAAA
This is a messenger RNA of Leptopilina boulardi, 1176 nucleotides long. RefSeq lists its product as uncharacterized. The record is from RefSeq and is a predicted model, not a curated record. The transcript is spliced from 7 exons. The coding region runs from base 163 to 1047 and encodes 294 amino acids. Lineage: Eukaryota; Metazoa; Arthropoda; Insecta; Hymenoptera; Figitidae.